AUGGCGCAGGAAAGGCCUGGAAAUACCAAUGGCUUGAGAUCUUUUGCCCUUAUAGUUCCAUAUAUUGGAGAUCUCGACGUCAUCAGGGCUGUCCCUUGUUUGGUUGAUAGCCAUCACGAACCGGACUAUCACCAGGAAGAUUCCUCAGGCGAUACCAACCGCCAGACGGGAGUUACGGCGCCUUUCUUCGUCUUCUUUGCCUUCUUCUUCAACUGGCCGAUCGCUGGCUCUGCUGCUGCAGCUCUCCUUUUCCUCCUCAAGCCGGGCUUUGCUGCCAGUGCUGGCGUUGGCGCCUUGUAG
This is a messenger RNA of Trichophyton verrucosum HKI 0517, 300 nucleotides long. RefSeq lists its product as uncharacterized. Bases 1 to 300 code for a protein of 99 amino acids. The record is from RefSeq and is a predicted model, not a curated record. The transcript is spliced from 2 exons. Lineage: Eukaryota; Fungi; Ascomycota; Eurotiomycetes; Onygenales; Arthrodermataceae.